Molecule: messenger RNA, 9524 nt
Organism: Panthera uncia (snow leopard)
Lineage: Eukaryota; Metazoa; Chordata; Mammalia; Carnivora; Felidae
Product: protein HEG homolog 1-like
Exons: 6
Coding region: 3895-4407 (170 amino acids)
Biological process (GO): heart development
Source: RefSeq, a predicted model, not a curated record
CGUGAUAGUCCACUAAGUAAAAAAAAAAAAGCAUGGGCAGUAUUACCCAUCUUGUUCGUGUGUUUGCAAAUCACCAAUGCACAGAAACAAGACCGGAACGAUGUAGGCCAGACUACUCGCUGGUUUCCCUUUUCUUGUUCUCGCUUUAUCUGCUUUGUCAAAACUUCUGCAGUACAUCUACUGUGAAGUAGAUACAGAGAGGGAUUAUAGACAAUGAGUUCAGAAGGCAGACUUGGAUCUUGGAGAAGAAGUUUUGCCUCUGGGUUGGGAAAACUUUGCUAGAAUUAAAAUUGCUUCCUCACAAAGGAGGCUUAUUCCUGCUGUUGUCUCGUAAGUGAUCAGAGUGAGCUCUGGUUAGCUCCCUGUGCUGGACAGUUAGGACUAGCAAAGGAUGCAGACUCUUUGAGCCUCUCCAUCUGGUGUCCAGACGCUGGAUGUAAGUUGUAGGGAGCAGGUUUGGGGCUGUAUCUGCUGGAAGAUCCAGGGCAUUCCCAGGGGCUCAGGGCUUUCUGAGCACUGAUCCACAGGGCUCUUCUCACAGGCCUGUGCAUGGCAGAGCUGGGGAGCUGGGAGCAUAACCUUGUGAAUGCUGUAGCUUUAGCUCCUUUCAAGGCUAUUCAUAUGGGGGAAGAAAGGAGCUGAACUUUCUGGAAUUGAAGUUGCUGUCAUUUAGCAUCAUUGGGGAAUUAACUAAAAAGUUUACGCCCCAUUAUAUUGUGCUCUAAACUUUGAGGCAAGAGCUCUUCUUUGUUUCUCUUGCCAGUGAUUCAAGGGUCCCAAUUUUUCAUCUCUAGUUAGCAGGAAGAGGACCUUUUCAUUCACUAAACACUUAAAGAGUGCGUCCUAGGGGCCCCCCGGGUAGCUCAGUCAGUUAAGUGUCCGACUUCAGCUUAGAUCAUGAUCUCAUGGUUCAUGAGUUCGAGCCCUGCAUCAGGCUCUGUGCUGACAGCUCAGAGCCUGGAGCCUGGAGCCUGCUUUGGAUUCUGUGUCUCCCUCUCUCUCUCUGCCCCUCCCCCGCUUGUGUGUGUGUGCUCUCUCUCUCCCUCUCUCCCCCCAAAAUAAAUAAAAACAUUAAAAAAAAAAGUUCAUCCUAUAUAGUCAGCAUAGUACCAGGUUAGUUUUAUGUCUCCAGUAAAUGUGUUUCAUGUCUUAUAAAUCAAGUGGCCACAUACUUGGAUUUGUAAGAUCCUGCUCAUGGCAGGCCUGCCCACUCUCACCCCAUUUUUUUCUCUUAUUUGGAUGUGGCCUAUGGGAAAGCCCCUAGCUUCCUAGCUUCCUUGCUGAGGUCCCAUUCUUUGUUUUGUUUUUUUAGAUUUUAUUUAUUUAUUUUCUUAGAGCAGCGUUAGGGUCACAGCAAAACUGAGAGGAUUUCUCACAUGGCCUCUUGCCCCUACAUGUGCUUCUGGUCCCCAUUCUGUACCUCUCCUUCCAGAGCCCUCGAAAACAAAGGCAGCCAUGCCUCUUGGCUGAAAACAGGCUCACUUCUCUGGUUUUCCUCCCAGUUCUUCUCCUGGCUUUGCCAACAUACCCAACUCUGUCUCUUUGCUCCCUUUCUGAGUGCUGGAGAGGUAGCCUUGACAGGCAGGAGCUGUCAGGUUCUGAUAUUUGGGUGUUUCCAACACAUGGGUAUGCUGGGCUACUCUGGAAGCUGCCCUUGCAAAGGCAGGUUUUCACCCUGCAGUUUGCAAAAUGUCCACUUCCUCAACUUCCAAAGAGCUGCAGCUCUAAUGCCUCCAGAGGUUUAGAGUCUUUGGAAAUCCCCCAAGGAGUGUCUCAGCCGUAGAUUUACAUAAGUUCUCAUUGUCUGUCAGGCGGAUGUUAUGCCCAGGAAAGACCAUGGAAAUUGUGGAUGUAGAAAAAUCACAUCGCCAGGCUUAAAAUGAAAAUGGGAUUAUAUGUGGUUGCAUUUGAUGGAUUUAUGGCAGAAUGUUCUUUAAGGAUUUUUAGGAUAGCAACUCCACUGUUGCAGAGGCAAGGCCUGGCUUCUUUGCUUCGUUGUAGGGAAGGGUUGCUUCAGCAGGGCGAGUAGUAGUUGUCAGCAGGCUGGAUUAAUGGGCAGGAUGGAAGGAAAAUGUGACAUUGACUUCCAGAAAAUAUCUAAUCAGGCCAGGCAACUCAGUCUGGCUACUGGACAAGGCUAGCGCCAGCCUUUUACCCCGGAAGUAUUCCUUUAUAUUAAAGCUUGAGGACUGGCAAAGCUUUCCAAAAGUUUAGACGACGAAUUGUGGGCGUUUGAUACCUCUCUGAUGCCAGCUUUAUAGUUUGUCUGGUGAGAUUUUCCAUUUUUUAUUUUUCUCUUUUAAAUACCAACUUUCACAAUAAACAAAGGAAAUUCUAUCGCACACACAAGCUGAGUUUUGAUUUAGCACACCAGCUUCCAAUGAUAAAGACAGGAAAUGCAGUGUUGAAAACUAAAGGCUGUGUCCUAAGCUCGCCUCCCUGUGACCAGGCUGUCCCCUAGGUCCCAACCUCUCGGGACUCAGAAAAGGAGGCGGCUGUGGGGACCCUGUGUGGGUGUCAGCUCACAUCACCACGGUCGGGGCAGUUUUGCCAUGGUAAGAACCAGUACCUGGUUUCUGAAUAGGUUGGUGUCUUCCUUAAGAUGGGAAAGGGGAGACCAGGCCUCACUGCACAGUGUACACAUCACCCUUCGGCAGCUCUCCCGGUCGUGAACUUGCUCUUACCUCCCUGCAGCAAGAGCAGAUGUCAGUCCUGCCUUGCUCUAUACCUGGCUGUGAAGAAGUUACUGUCCACUAACCAGUUAGUUGUGCGUUUUUGUUCUACUGUGUGCCCCCAUUUACAUGUGCCUUUUCGUCAGGCAUGUCUUAGUGAACGUGCCCUCAUUAUGUGUCUCGUGUAUACAGAGAGGGUCUACUGUGUGCAGCCUCAGAGAGGGCCACAUGCCCAACAAUGAGUGCUUUUUGAUAACAAGGAGAUACUUCUUUGUCAUCCAUGAAAUGAGCAUGGCCCACAUGCCCAGAGCUGGACAAGCCAAGUAGAUACACAUGUAGAGAAUAAGGCCCUAAAGGGAAGGAGGUAGCAAGCCAGAAAGACACAUUCCUCUACCCAGCUCUGUCUCCCGUGGUGAUGGCCUGGUGACUGGUGACCUGAAGCACCUUCAGCAUGCAUGUAUUGAGCACUGUGUGUGACCAUCCCUGUGCAAGGUGCUGAAGCCCCGGAGAUGAGUAACCCCCAAGAAAUGGCCAGUGUAGUGGGGACACAGGAAACAUAAUGACACCACAGUGCCGGGGCAGCAGAUUGUCUUCCACACCGACCCUUGGAAUAGGUCUGUGGGCAGCAAGCUGUCCUGCCAGAGGAGUGCACAGCCUCCCGUUAGGUCAUGUAGACACAGAGCAGACACAGAGCUGUGCCUCCGCUGAGACAGGUCUGAGCCUCACGGCUUCCUAAGAAGGACACGAUCAUGUUUCCUGGCUCAGUGCUGGCUCUCCCCCGCAGUCUGUUAGGACGCAGGCACAGAAGACACCAUGGCACCGAGGGCCGUAUUUACGGUGGCUGCCGGGGUCGGAGACAGCACCCUGUUUCUUCUGUCUGGGUCCUCUGUCCCACGGCAUGCGGUGUGACCUGGAGUACAGAGGCUUGGGGCUGACACAGGGAAGGAGUGGCCAAGGCAGCUAAAAGCAGGCCCCUGAAAGGAGACUUGUACCAGGCACUUUUCAGAAACUGUUCUCAGAGCCUCUUUAAAUGGAAAGUUGAUGUAUCUUGAGGUUUGCAGUGGAGGAGGUCUUGUUUGGUUCACUGUUUUGUUUUUUCAUCUUAGCGGGCAGCUUGUGCAAGCGGAAGACUCCGGAAUGUGACAAGGAGACCUCCAUCUGCACUGACCUGGAUGGUGUCGCCCUAUGCCAGUGCAAGUCAGGCUACUUCCAAUUCAACAAGAUGGAUCACUCCUGCCGAGCAUGUGAAGAUGGAUAUAGGCUUGAAAAUGAAACCUGUAUGAGUUGCCCAUUUGGGCUCGGUGGUCUCAACUGUGGAAACCCCUAUCAGCUGAUCACCGUGGUGAUUGCAGCAGCAGGAGGCGGGCUUCUCCUUAUUCUAGGCAUUGCGCUGAUUGUUACCUGCUGCCGAAAGAGUAAAAAUGACAUAAGCAAACUCAUCUUCAAAAGUGGGGAUUUCCAAAUGUCUCCCUAUGCUGAGUACCCCAAGAACCCUCGCUCACAAGACUGGGGCCGAGAAGCUAUUGAAAUGCAUGAGAAUGGAAGUACCAAAAACCUCCUCCAGAUGACGGAUGUGUAUUACUCGCCCACAGGUGUAAGGAAUCCUGAACUUGAACGAAAUGGACUCUACCCGGCCUACACUGGACUGCCGGGGUCACGGCACUCGUGCAUCUUCCCUGGACAGUAUAACCCAUCUUUCAUCAGUGAUGAGAGCAGGAGAAGAGACUAUUUCUAAGUGCGGAAGAGAGAGGGAGGGCCCACUGCUCUGAGCAACUUGUGGGAUCUCGGCUGCUCAGAGUACUGUACCAGGGGGGCCCGCGAAUACUGGCUGCUCCCAGGACUCGCGGAGCCACAUGUGAAUGGCAAGCAGGAAGCGGGACAGGCGUGAGGGGCGUAACCACAGUGGAAGGAGACAGAUGGAUGCGGGGACGUGGAACUGAGGGCUGCUUGUUAGGCACCUGCACUGUUACUGUGAACGUGAACGUGGGCCGGUACCAGGAGUCUCUCAGUUCAGCAGCCACCACCGGCCGAGGGCUGACUGUUAGCCAGGCACAUGGUCAGGCACCUUCACCAGGACCUAGUCUUUCCUCAGUUUGCACUUUAGUAAAUUGGAUAGGGAGGUCUCCUUUCGGAUUUGUUUCAAGACUGUUCCAGAAAGAAGGCCUCUCUUCCUCAGACACUUCCAUAAGCCUCAGUUGGGUGGUGGUUAAUUUACGGCAGAGCACUGGCUCUUUUGUUGUGUUCCUGCCCAGUAUCUACAUGCUCAACAACAGAUGACGAUGAUAAACAUACCGCUAAGGUUUGGAGAUGCUGUAGGGGAACAUACAGUAUUUUCGUGGGCUUCUAGGUCUCCUGCAGUUUCCAAGCCCACCCUCAAAAUGAGGAAUUGAAAUUUAUGAGGCACAGCACACACUCCACUUUGUUUUUUAAUCAAGGUGACACGUUUAUUUAGGAGUAUUUUUUCCCUCUGCAGUUACAUCCCACUUUUUCAAAUAAGUCUGGAUCCGGGCAAAACAAGCUCCACGUGGUUUUCAACAGAGGCGCCCCCUGCCUGUGGUGAGGCCCAGCAGGUAGCAGUGGGCACAGGCGCUGGGCGAGGGCCCUGGUGGGGGACUCUCAGAGCUGGAGGCGGUGGGGUGCUUCUCGUCCCUGAGCGCCUCACCCCCCACCUUUGAGGCCCAAGUACUAUGUGUAUGCAGUAGAAAUGGAGAGCAGAAUGCAGAUUGGGUCUGAGGGGCAUUCCACCACUAAUGGAAAAGCAGCCUGAUGGAGUCCCCGCAGCUGAAUGUGGUGAAAGGAGCAGGCUGAUGGGGCACGUUCAGUUUCCUGAAACCCAGUGCUUUGGGAAGCCAUGUGGGUUCCUGAGGAAGCCUAGGGAGCUGGGAUAGAGCCACACGUCCCGUCUGUGAGUCUGCUUCCUUACUAGUGCAGCCUUCUUUGAUUGUAUCCCAGAUCUUGUCCCCUGACUCAGUGCGAACUUUCACCCAACUGCUCAAAGCUGUUUAUUCACUGAAUAACUUAUUUUCACUCAUGCAGUAAUUUGUACCUCUUUAUACCGCUGCAUGGUUCCCUCCAGAAACAUCAUUUAAGUCGGCAUUGGAGAGCUAAAGACUUGUGGCCAGUUAAGGAGUUGAGAGUUUGCCUUUGGGAAGGAAAUUCCACCUGUCUUAUUUAUUAUGCCUGCGAGAUGGGUCCUGGGAGAAGGGGGCAUACCCCGUACUCAGCGUCUUUAAGUGCUGCUUGGGGAACUGCAGUUGUUCUCAUCAUCUGCUUUUGAAACAUCCUGUUUUGGGAUGAGAACACAGUGGCAAAAGAAUUGUUCCCAUCCUGAAGCUUGGAGCUCCGUGGCACCUGCAUUCAUGGAAGCGGUGUAGCCUUCGGGGACAGUUAAGUCUUGGGUGUGGUUGUUUUCUCAGAGUUCUCUUUUUAGAAUGUAUCUCAUCCUUAUUCUUAUGUAAUCCUCGUCCUAACAGUCUUAAGUGUCAACUCCUGUGUCCCGGGGUCUCCACGAGCCACCAAUACCCUGCUGCAGCAGGAACACAAAGCAGGUGUGAUGCUUCUUAGUCGUUAAAUUGCACUCAUCUCCCGAGAUACGCAAAGAAUUCUGUUUUUGUCAGUGGAUGCCGACUUAAAAUUUCAGAGCAUCACCUUUCAGAAUCCUUGGGUCUUGGAUCUCUCUGGGGAAGCAAACAGCCCUUUGUGCCUCCUAGUCUUGCAUCUAACUGGAGAGCUCUGAGCCCCUGCACUCCGGCUCACCAUAGCCGACAGGCUCGGCUGUCUCGCGAGUAGCCUAGCUUCCUGGCUCUUGAUAUUGAUCCUUGCUCCUCCCAGGGACCCAGAGCCAUGGCGGGGAGCUAUUCCCAGGCUUACUCAGCUAAGGGUGUUGGAUGACAUCACAGCUGACAAAUCAUCUCCUGUGUCAGGACUAGAAGCUAGAAGUUACAUAAAAUGAAGUGUUCUGUCUCAAAAGCAUUCUUGGGAAGAAUCCCAAAGUCCAGAAAACAGUGUCCUGUGAGUUCCAAGAAUGCUUUCCUGUGAGUACGUUUUGUGCACAUGAAAUGGAUUAAGAAUAUUGUUUUUCAUUUACUGUGAAAAAAGGAGGACCCGUACAAUGUUAAGUUCAUAUGUAUCUCAUUUCUAGGAGGCUGUGGGGUUGGAGAAGGUGUAUCUCAAAAGCAUGAGGGUCUAAGAAGGUAUGCAAACAGCAUGAUUGUUAUCCGGUGCCAGCUGCCACCCUGAGUGAGGAAGGGAGAGGCUGGCUUUGCCCCAGCCUGGGGUUAAUACCUCCUAAAGGACCUGCCUGGGCCUAGGGCAAACAACCAAUAGGACAGCAGCAGCUGCUGGAUUGAAGGGACAGGGCUGGGGGCACCCCUGGCAAGCAGAAGCUCUCAGCUCCCGUAUAGGUGCUCGGUAUCAGCCCCUGUACCUGGAAUGUGUGAUCCGUGCUCAUAGAAAUACCAUGGUCCUGCCUCCCUGGGGCCCCACAGCUAGGGGAAGGUGGAAGGGAAAAGUGACACUUAACUGCUCUUGAGAGGCUUAAACUUCUGCAGGGAGAGCUGACUGAAUAGAAACCAUGCGUCCUGUAGCAAGCGGAAGCACUUUGCUGGGACUCUCAGAGCAGGGUGGGACUCACCUGCCAGCCACCUGGCAACUGUGGGUUUUGUUUAAACUCCAGGGGCUCUUAUUUCUCCUGUCUUUUCCUCUCUGCCCCAUGAGUCAGCCCAGGACACUGGAGACAACUUACGAAGUCUACCUGUCACAGCCAGAAUCUCUGGUGUUCCCACUAUGGCCAGGCUCUGUGCAACGUCCCUGGCCUCACUCACCACACCCUUGUGAAGUAUGCAUGAGAGUGUCCGUUUCUUGUACCUGUGAACUUCCGGAGGGAAAAAUAUCUUGCCUUGGAGAGCCAGGAUUCAAACCCUUCUCCCUGCCUUGCCAUCAUGGUGAAUGCCUCGCCGUCUAAAUGUACCUUAAAUGUCAAAGAGGGCAUGAGAGACUGGGCUUAAAAUAUACUUAAGAAAAAAUAAAUAACCUUAAUAUUAUUAAGCAUUAACUAAACUAAUGAGAUGAAAUGCAAAAAAAAAAAAAAAGUUGAAUCCUUUUGGAAAAAGUCCUUUCGGGUUUGUUAUUGCAUAUAUUUCUUGGACACUUGAGGUCAUCAUUAAUAACGACUGGCUUGUGCUUAGCAAGAAGCAUACUGGUGCGUGGCUUUGAGUGUAGGAAGGGUAAGGCGAUGACCCAGUUUUCUGACAAACACAGCCAGACUUAGAUGUCCAUCUCAGGGCUGUUUGGCCUUGUUCCCAUGGUAAGGCUAUGGCUCCCACAUACUGGAAGCACAUUUUUGUGAACGUUAUCAGAAAUUGGGAACAUAUUCAGUUGAAUGUCUUAAAUGCUGACAAAUCUUCCUUCUUUGACGAAAUUUUAUUUUCAGAAGCAGCUAAGUCAUUUAGAGCCAAAAUUGUUGAAUGGGUAGUGUAAUCAAGCUGGCUGAUAGCAUUUGAAAUUAUAAACAAAGAUGUGAGUAUUAAGCUCUUCAAGAGGUAAUUCUUAAGAAGUUGGCCCAAACAGAAGGGCAGCAUCUUUGCAAGACAAGGCAGGAUGGCUGCCAGAGAAAAUGUUUUUGAAGGACGAUAUUUUUCAGAUGUGAAAGUUCCCAGAGCAGGCACAUUAGGGUCAUCCCUCACACGUGGCUUUGUGGGGCCUCCAUGAAGCCAUCUUGCCCACUGGCGAAGUGCCCAGGUGCGCGGUAACUCUGGGAACUUUGCCUGAAGAAGCCAAAGCUGAGCAUUCUAGUUGCUCCUGGCUUAGGUCAGCCCAGUGUACCCCAAAGUAGGGUUGAAACCCAUAGCUCUAAGAUACUUACACUGAUUUCAAAGCAAGAGUACUUCUUUGGAGACAGAAAGAAUACAAAGUUCAGUAUUUUCUAUCUUUCAAACUGCCCUUAAUAUCAAAGAUAUUUUUCUAUGUGAAGACUUGUGUGGAGUUAAAAGGGACCUGUCCUUUCCUCCUUCUUGACAAAGCAUCAUUCUGAGGCUCUCAUGUGCAUUUUUGGAAGAGAGCUACGGUUUUGUAGAAUUGUCUUUUGAGUGUGUGUUCUGUUUUUCUUUUUUUUUUUUCUUAAAUCCAGAGAAGGAAACUGGUUAAAAUACUAGAAACAUCAGAGUAUUAAAUGUCAGUGAAUUUGUUGUGCUAAAAUAUCUUUUCAAUAGUGUUAUAAUCCAUCCUAGUUGGUGUCAACCGCUCACAGAAAAGCCUGUGAAACCAAAGGGGACAAUUAAGGUUUACAAAGAGACAGGUCUUAGACCAGCUUUGUCCCCUCUGCAUUUUUCAAGAGGCUUUCAAAGGAUCUGCAUAUUAAAUUCUGGUUUUAUAUGUAUUUUUGGACAUGCACUGCAGGUGCAGAGUUCUUGUGUAGGAAGGAGAGGACUGGACAGAAGUGGGAUGGAACCAGGUUUACCUGGGAAACUAACACAGAUUUCUGUAUUACCUUGGCCUGUUUCUUUAAAAAAAAAAAAAAUGUCUUUCAUCCUGGGUUGCUGUGAGUUUUGUUACUGUUUGUGUCGCUGGAUUUAUGGUUAAAUGAAGCACGUAGCUGGGAUAUGAACUUCUUGAGUUUUCACAUUGUCCCGAGUUUCUUUUUGCAAACCUUUAAACCUUAGCCCCUGGUUGAUUGUGUUAAAACCAUUAUGAGAAUGUUAUUUAAAGUUGUAUUAUAAUUGCAACCUCCACUAAUUAUUCAGUACUGUAGCAGCAAAGUAUUAUUUGUAAGAAUUUGGUUAUUUUUAUACUUAUACCUACUUUAAGUCUGGCGUUCUAGUCAGUAAAUGAUGCAAUAAAAUGAAUAUCAUUUUC